AUGCUUCUCUUUGAGCUUGAAGGUUUCGGCCCUUUUUUAUAUGCACUCUCCAUGAUGCAUAGACUUCACGAUAUAGCCGACAUUAAAUCCACUCCAUCAAGCUUCGCCAUAAUAAUCCCCCAAAAUUUCAUUCGCUGCGCCGUAGCCCUCAAAAUUGACCCCCAAUUCUUCAACCAAUUUUCGUGCAACCAACGUCACUAUUUCACAGCUUCCCUUACAGACCUCGUCACGAACUUGGCCGACAUGGACCGUGAAGGCUCUAAUUUACUCACCCUCUCCUUUGUGCGAUUCCAACCUCACAUGGUCCUUGAAUUUGAGAAACAUGUUUUAGACGAAGUACACCAUGUGUCAACAUUAGAGAUACCCAUAUCCAUACCUUCGUAUCGGCAGGAUGUAGGCGAAAUCGACUAUUCUUCCUUUGUCUCUAUUGAAUUAGAUCUCUUUAAAACCCUUGCAAGAUGGUUAGAUAACGCUUAUGAAGCUUAUGUUACUAUUUCGAGUUCAAAAAUUUCCUUCUUUGUUGGGAGUAGUCGGUUCACUCUUGAUGCACAGGAAAGAGAUUGCAUAAUUGGCGGCGUUGCAAUUGGACAAGAAAUUAACUCCUCAAUGACUCUCUAUCCUAUGCAAUUCUAUUGUAACUUGGUAUCUGAUAGGUUGUGGUUAUUCAAAUCCAUUGGGUCCAACUGUCUAAUUCUCAUUGCUCCUUUGGGAUUGCAUGCUCACUUUUCCUCAUAUUAUUUUCCCGAUGAUUUCUGA
Molecule: messenger RNA, 756 nt
Organism: Cucurbita moschata (crookneck pumpkin)
Lineage: Eukaryota; Viridiplantae; Streptophyta; Magnoliopsida; Cucurbitales; Cucurbitaceae
Exons: 4
Coding region: 1-756 (251 amino acids)
Source: RefSeq, a predicted model, not a curated record